AUGGGUAAUCGAAUUCAAAGGUUUUGUGCUCAACUUAUCCCACCUAGAAAAUAUAUUCUGCUUGCUGGUGUUGAAGGAUCUGGAAAGACUACAGUUUUAUUUGGACCAAGGCUGAAGCCUGGAUGGGAGCAGCAUCAUAUUGAACCAACUUUAGGAUAUAACUAUGAAGAACUUAGAAUUGAUAAUAACCUUCUCGCUGUUUUUGAUACUCCUGGAAAAGAAUCGUUAUAUCCUAUUGUGAAAUCAUUAACUGAUAAUAUCUACUUCGGAGCAAUAGUAUUUGUGUUUAGCAUUAGCAAAGAACCUAUGAAAUAUAUUGAAGCCAAACGAAAAAUCAGAUUUUUAGCAAGCGAGCCAUCAUUAAAACAGUGCGCACUUGCGGUGAUUGCAAAUAUUUCUAUUGAUAUUGAAGCGCAGUUUAAGCAAGUGCCAUUCUUAACAAGAGCCUUAGGACUAGACGAAUUGAAAUCAAUAGAUGCACAAAAGAAAAAACUCUUUGUAUUUGAUGCGAAAUACUCUCCAAAAGAAACAGAAAAGGUUUGGAGGUGGAUUGCCGAUACUCUUGAUGAAUAA
Blepharisma stoltei is the source of this 573-nucleotide messenger RNA. The record is from the annotation of a GenBank genome assembly. Lineage: Eukaryota; Ciliophora; Heterotrichea; Heterotrichida; Blepharismidae.